Messenger RNA from Pseudocercospora fijiensis CIRAD86, 318 nucleotides. RefSeq lists its product as uncharacterized. The transcript is spliced from 2 exons. Lineage: Eukaryota; Fungi; Ascomycota; Dothideomycetes; Mycosphaerellales; Mycosphaerellaceae. The record is from RefSeq and is a predicted model, not a curated record. Bases 1 to 318 code for a protein of 105 amino acids.
AUGUCCUCAACCAAUCAACCACGACAAGUCUCCGAGGAGGAAUUCUUCCGGCAAUUAGGCCUGGACUCGGACAACGAAGCUCAUAUGCGGAUUUACGCAGCAGCCAAGGCAGAGGUGGCUGAAGGUUAUCGGCGACUGGGCGGCAACGGUACUGCAGUGCAAGAGAACGCCUUUCGUCAAGAAGUCCGCACCAUCUACGAAUCUGCCAGCCCUGCGACGAAGAUGGUGUAUGAUCGAGGUCUGACAUCCAAUGUAGAAGACAACUGGGUGAUUCGAUGGCUGCUGUGGCAAGCUAUCAGCCUGCCGAAUGGAUCAUAA